AUGAACAAGCCGCCAGCCGAGCAUGAGUACAUGCUAGCCGACGAGAGCGACCGGUCCGUCAGCAGCAUUCGGAAAUCGCCUGCAAAAGAAUGGGUGCCGGCCUGGCUGCGCAAGGCUCGUCUGUUGCCGCUGGCCGCUUACUGCAUCGUCUUCGCCGCGGCGCUGGAAGCCUUGGACAUUGCAGUCCGACGAGACCAUGGCUUGCCUGCCGACGCCAAACACUCCCGGAGCAUCACCGCCGCCAGAUACGUGCCCACGGUCGGCAUCGUCGUCCUCGGCUUCGCGUGCAAAGCCAUCGCCAGCGACGCCAAGCGGGUCACGCCCUGGGCAUCCAUGUCGCGCAGAUGGUCCAAGAGCUCGCACUCGGUGGCGCUCGACUACAUCAACAGCAUCGAAGUCUUCUCCAUCUUCACGUCGGCACGGAGGGGGCACUGGGCCGUCUUCAUCGGGCUGGUCGUGUGCUUCAUCUGCGGCGGGCUGGUCGCCGUGGCCAACGCCCUGACCUACAUCAACCUGUUUGCCUCGUCUUCGGAGCCGGCCACCUUCAACAAGGCAACCACCUUCGACUUCGACGGCACCCUGGAGAACACGGCCAACGAGUCCCUGUCCAUCGCGUACACGUAUGAGGGCCAACAGCCAUACGCUGCCGUGUACGCUGAAAUGCUGCCCAACGGCCGGUCUGCCGCGUGGACCAAGGACAGCUACGUCUUCGAAUCCUUCACCAACACGUCGGAGCUGCCCGAAAACGCCACCAUUGAGGCGGCGACCAACGCACUGUACUCGGGCUGGACCUGCACGUCCAUCGACUUCAAGGAGGAGUACAACGACUACGAGCUCGUCUUCAACGCGGAGACGAGCAAGCAGCCCGAGCUGAAGUGCGCUCAAGACGUGCAGAUAGAAUGGUCACAGGGCUUCGACAUGAACAAAAAGACGCUGGGCUUCCUCAACGUCACUGCCUGUGGCGAUGACAACAAGUCGGACCUUCGCCUCAUCUCGAUGCUCGGGCAACGAGUCAACUCGACGGUGGUGCAGCCGAAGAACGGCACCGACACGUUCAACACAACCCUCGUGGGCGUCAUGUGUUCGCCAUCCUUUGCCCUGCACGAGGCCACGGUCAGAGUCAACGCGUCCACCGGCGAGGUGGCCGACUACCGGCUGGGGUCGGCAGCGCCCACUCCGGUAGACAUCAAGACAUCGAUGAACGCCCUCUACAUCUACCUGAACAACCCGGUCGACGGCCGAAGCCAAGAGGCUUUUGCAAACAACUACCUCGGGUGGACGCUCAACACAAAGCCGCAAGCCAACCUGACGUAUGUCGCAGCAGCGGCGGGAUACAUGAUCAAGACAUACUACGUGGAUCCCUUCUCGUCGCUGCUCAUGAACGACCAGGCGGCGCUGGAGAUCGGAUCGUACCUAGGGCAUCCGAAGAAGCACGAGGCGGCGGUGGAGCAGCUGGCAAACCGCAUCAUGGCGCAGGUGAUCAACUCGCUCGCGCGCACCAACCUCACGGGCAGCGUGGACGGGCGGCUCUGGACCGCGGGGCCGAAAAUGUUCCUCCGGCAGGCGGCGCUGCGGGCGCUUCAGGGCCUGCUGCUCGUCGUCGCCAUCGUGUGCCUUCUCCAGGGCACGCUGCUGAGACCCAAGACGGUGUUGCGCGAGGAUCCCGGGUCCAUCGCGGCCAAGGCGGUCGUGCUGGCGGCGUCGGCCAAGGCGGUGGAGAAGACGUUUGCGCGCGAAGCCGUGUCGUCCGAGUCGUCGAUGGAACACGUCCUGGCCUCCAAGGCGUGGCGGCUGCAGCACACGGCCACCGGCGCCGUCAUGCUGGAGGCGUCCAAGCAGGACCAGCACGCGGCGCUGCACCCCGUGCCCUCGCACGCGCCGGGCACCAACUCGCACGACGGCUUCCAUCCGGUGGCGCUGCAGGCGUGGGCCAAGCUGGCGGUGAUUGGGGCGACGGUGGCCGUCAUGGCGGUGCUGGCGGUGCUGAUGGCCCUCUCGCGCGCCCACGACGGCAUCUGCCGCGACACGCCCACCGUCGCCGACGCCUUCGCCUUCGUGCCCACGGUCGUGCUGCUGCUGCUGGGCUACGCCUGCUCCGGGCUCGACGGCGCCGUGCGCACCAUGGCGCCGUACAAGAGCCUGUGGAAGGGCGUGUCGGCCAAGAAGCAGCCGCUGCUGUUCAACUUCCGGGACUACCCCAGCCUGCUGGCCCCCUUCCGCGCCAUCCGCAACGGCCUGGGGCUCGCCGUCGCCGCCUCGUCGGCCGUCGUGCUCAUCAUCCCCGCCGUCAAGAUCGUCACCGCCGGCCUCUACGGCGUCGUCGUCGUGCAGGCCACGUACGCCAUCCAGCCGCUGGUCGACACCAGCCUCGUCGACCACCUCGAAGACACGUUCGGCCUGGCCCUCGACACGGCCGCCGAGUCGUACAGCUACACGUCGGGCUACCUCUGGAACAUGACCAUGGACCUCAACGCCAACGUGCAGACGGCCUCGCAGUUCACCGAGUGGACCAUGAACCCGGACUUCGACAUCCCCGUGCGCUCCGGCAUCCUCGACAACCUCGUCUUCAGCAACCUCACCGGCCUCGGCGACUUCGCCAACGCCGACGGCCUGGACGUGUCGGCCGGCGAAAUCACCGUCAACGUGCCCGCCAUCCAGGUCGACGUGACGUGCAGCUACGUCGAGCUGGCCGCCGCCGCCUACUACCAGAACUGCUCCAACGGCCAGCCGUACUUCCAGUUCAGCGCCUACUGCGCCACCGCCGCCUGCAACCAGACCAUGAACCUCACCGACUCGACCUCGGCCACCCUCGGCCCGCUGGCCAACUCGCAGGCCGUCUGCCAGAACGCCACGAACCGCUUCCAGGGCGAGACGAGCAUCGGCUACGACCAGCGCUACGUCGUCUCCCUCGCCGACUUCACCCCCAUCACCACCUACAUCACCAACACCACCGUCUUCUCCAACGUCACCCAGCACGUCACCGCCCAGGACUUCAACACCACCGGAGGCCUCCUCCCCUCCUGGCACACCGCCGUCUGCUACCGCAACCUCACCCGCAUCACCGUCGACGCCACCUUCUCCCGCAAGUCCUCCACCUCCUCCACCACCCUAUCCUCACCCGACUCCAACACCACCGCGGCCACAACCCCCUCCUGGAACCCCAUCCGCUACGACCCCUCCACCAUCUCCACCCUCUCCACCAUCCCCAACACCCCCUACUGGCUCGCCCCGCUCGCCAAGACCAAGGCCGGCGACCACUACAACCAAUACGACCAGUCGUCCGACACGCCGGGCCUGCUCGACUCGCCCUCGCUGUGGCCCACGCGCGGCAGCAGCACCAGCUUCUUCGAGCUGCUCGCCGCCUACGCCACGCACAACCUGCGCAACCUCUCGGCCCUGCUCGACGACGCCGCCCUCGCCCAAGCCGCCGCCGCCGUCUACACGAGCUACACGACCAACAUGCUGACGGAGCUGCGGCCCUGGGCGCUCAACGCGUCGACGUAUGGCGGUGAUUCGUCGUCGUCGUCAUCAGCUGCUGCCAACGCCAACGCCAACGCCAACGCCAACGCCAACGCCAACGCCACCCUCGCCCUCCCGCAGUCCCGCAUCGCGCAGGACCUCGCGUCCACGCUCGCCCUCGAGGCCUGUCUCGCCCUCAUGCUCGCGUGCUUCGUGUGGGUCGCCGUGCGCUUCCCGAACGAGGCGGUGCUGCCGAAGAGCCCGGGCAGCAUCGCGGCGGUGGCGAGUCUGCUGGCGGGGAGCGGGUUGGUGGAGGGGUUGAGGGGGAGGGGGGUGGGCAGCGUCGCUGUUGAGGAGGAGGAGGGGAAGAGGGGGGGAGGUAUGUGGAGGGGUGGGGCGUUGGGGUGGUGGGCUGGGACUAGGGGGAAGGGAGGGGAGAAGGUUGGGGAUGGUGGGGACGGGGAGGCAGACGGGGAGGAUGUGUUGGAGGGGAGGGGGAUGAGGUGGGGGAUCGAUGUUGGGGAGGGGGUGGUGAGGGGGAGUUGGAAGGGGGAGGAGGGGAGGCUGGGUGGCGGUGGUGGUGGGGAGGAAAGGGUGUGA
Messenger RNA from Diplodia corticola, 4059 nucleotides. RefSeq lists its product as uncharacterized. The record is from RefSeq and is a predicted model, not a curated record. The transcript is spliced from 2 exons. Bases 1 to 4059 code for a protein of 1352 amino acids. NCBI's taxonomy places the organism in Eukaryota, Fungi, Ascomycota, Dothideomycetes, Botryosphaeriales, Botryosphaeriaceae.